Molecule: messenger RNA, 654 nt
Organism: Filobasidium floriforme
Lineage: Eukaryota; Fungi; Basidiomycota; Tremellomycetes; Filobasidiales; Filobasidiaceae
Exons: 5
Coding region: 1-654 (217 amino acids)
Source: RefSeq, a predicted model, not a curated record
AUGCGAUUCGCUGCCCUUGCCCUCCUCGCCCUUCCCGCCUUGGCUAUGGCCGCCCCUUCUUCCAAGCGAGAGAACUGGGGGAAAGAGAAGGAGCACGAUGACAUGCACGACCACAAGGAGUACGACGAUCACCACGAGGACAAGCACCACGAGAAGGAGCUCGUCAAGGGCGUCUUCCACUUUACCUCGACAUACACUGCUUGGGCGGGUCCUGACCAGGUCAUCAACAACUCGCAAGUCGCCGUACCCGGUGAACCCGGCGCAUACGGUGUUUACAAGUUCGGUAUCAACGCGGACGAGGACUUGAUCUGCUACAACAUCUCGGUCUACAUCUCGGGAGACUACCAGAGCCCGGCUGUCACCGCCACCCACAUCCACGAAGCCGUUCGUGGCCGAGCUGGUCCCCCCCGGAUCGCCUUCCCCAACCCCACUGGCGACUCGCCCUUGACCGAACAGGGAUGGAGGACUUCGUACGGUUGUCUCCAGGGACCUUUCGAGACUGGAGUCUUGGCCAAUGGCACCGACACGGCCGAAGGAUUCACCCUCGCCCAGAUCGAGGCCAACCCCGCUGGUUUCUUUGCCGAUGUUCACACCGUCGCCUUCCCUGCCGGUGCCAUCCGUGGACAGAUCCAGUUGGACGAGUCGGCUUACUGA